Tetrapisispora phaffii CBS 4417 is the source of this 3579-nucleotide messenger RNA. It is a transcript of the gene PDR1, whose product is annotated as drug-responsive transcription factor PDR1. The record is from RefSeq and is a predicted model, not a curated record. NCBI's taxonomy places the organism in Eukaryota, Fungi, Ascomycota, Saccharomycetes, Saccharomycetales, Saccharomycetaceae. Gene Ontology annotation, molecular function: zinc ion binding; DNA-binding transcription factor activity, RNA polymerase II-specific; DNA binding. Gene Ontology annotation, biological process: regulation of DNA-templated transcription; DNA-templated transcription. The transcript has a single exon. Bases 1 to 3579 code for a protein of 1192 amino acids.
AUGGAUUCUAGCUCCCAUACCAGCUCCAGUUCACAGCUGUCUAAUACUGCAAAGAAACAAAGGAAUAAAGUCAGUAAAGCUUGUCAAAGUUGCAGAAGAAGAAAAAUUAAAUGUAAUGGGAUAAAUCCAUGUUCUAAUUGCACUACUUACGAAUGUGAGUGUAUCUAUAGCAUACCGGAUUCAAAUAGCCAAACUGAUAAGCUUGGAAGAGCAAAUACCAUUAAAAAGAAUAAAGUCAAGAAGCCUCAGAAUACCACUUCUCCAAAUGACGGUAUUCAAAAAAAAACGAUAAAAAGUUUAAGAAAGGAUGCAUUUAAUAAAGAGUUGAAUUCUGAUAAUAUUAUAGCAGAAGUAAAUGAAUCGGAAUUAAUUUAUAGACAAGAUAUAGAUGAGGUCGUUUUACCUGUACCUUUACAAACCCUAGAAAAUAUAAAUGUUAAUGAAGAGGAUUAUGGAUAUUUUCAUGAUGAUACCGACAUACAGAGAAAACUAUUGGAGCUACAGGUAACUUUAAAGACUUUAGUUUCACUGAAUAACAGGGCCACUGAUAUGGAGACAAAAAAGAAUAUGACAAAUGCCAUAGAUAAUAUCAAUAUAGAGCUCAAAAAUAUAAGCAAAAAUUAUAUUCCUAAACUUGAUAUCGUUAAGUUUAAAAGUUUUAAAAAUGAAAAGGGAGGUGAGUCACUAGAAACAAUUAUGCUGAAAAAUAAAUACUCUGCAUUCUCUUAUUUAACUUCGAUCGUAGCGUGCUAUAAUAGUGAUAGAAUUAGCAAGGAUGGAUUCGAAAGUAUGGGAUGUAUGAACUCAGUAUUAAAAUAUAAGCUUCAUUUAACUAAUGAAGAAGAAAAAAAUAUUAAUCAAGAACAUCUUCAGAUGUUAGCCAAUAGACAAGUUUUCUCUCUUAAUAAUUAUCCGUUGGUUGAUGAAAUAUUUGGUCUAUACUCGAUGUUUUCAUUUUUUUCUUUUAGAGGCAUUGGGUCUUUUUUUCAAUAUAAAAUGUUAACAAAUAAGUAUAGAAAAACAGAAAAGUCUUCACAGAUUCAAUUGAAGAAAACUAUAUACCUCUUCUUACGAUUUUUUGAUACUUGUGUUGACCAUGUGGUCCAGAGCUGUGUCUCGAUAAGUAAUCCAUUAGAGUAUUACAUUGAAAACAAAGCAAGAAAGGAUUCCUCGUCCGAAGUGAAUACUUCUCCUAGCUUACCUUAUAACAGUACACCUUAUUCGAAUAAUAGUAAAGAGAUGCUACUAUCUUUAAUAAAAGAAUUGCCACAGCCUUUACUUCAUAAUAUAACCAAUGGUAUAACUACAGAGCAGCUACUUGUAAAUGCAGACAAACCUUUUCAUAUGUUUUCCUUAAUCUCGAAAAUUUUUGAUAUUCAUAUUCUCAGUUUCCAGGAUUUCAUAUCUAAUAAUAGCAACCCAAAAAAAUGGAUAUGGUUAGAAGGUGUUAUGCGAGAAAAUUACCAAGAUCAGACCAAUAUAUUUGAUAACAUAAAUGACUUGUUUUCAGAAGCAACUUUAGACACCUAUACGAGAUUUUGCAGGCAAGAAGAACUACUUUUAGCACUAAUUUAUUAUUACUAUAAUGCAACAUUAUAUCAUUUUGAUGAUUACAAAUCUUUGGAUUAUUUAGAAGCACUUAUAUCUUUACUGGACAAACAAUUAUAUCUAGAAGAAUUUUACGGAUGUGAAAAAGUCCUUGAAGUAGCUAUUGGUUAUGCUUCAAAAAUGGGUCUAUCGAGAUGGGAAUAUUAUACAGGUAUGUCAGAGGAAGCAGCUGAGAGACGUAGAAAUGUUUGGUGGAAACUGUAUCUUAUCGAAAAGUUUGUCGUAGUAGAACAUAAUCAUCUUUCUUCAAUCGAUGAUUCUAAAGUAAACUGUGUUCUUCCUAAACCUUUUACUGAUAUUGGCCUUCUGAACAUCACUGAUUUUCUAGCUAAUAUAGAAAACAUUGAUACAUUGAAUGAUAACUUUAGUGAUAAGUCAAUAGAAUACUUGGUUGACUACGGUAAUUUUUCUUUAAUGUUCAUUAUGUCAGAUUACUCUUCCAGGGUAUUAUAUGGAGAAAGAUAUACUUCGAUUAGAAAUUAUUCAUUACCUCCAUAUUUGAAAAUUAAUUUGAUAGGUGAAAUCUAUAAUGAAUUGAAUCAUGCUGUUUCCAAACUUGAGAUUGUUAAAGAACAGUUGAAAUAUCUGUUUGAUACUCUGUCAUCCGAUGAAGAAGAUCGUUGUAAUAAAAAGUUGACUGUUAAAGAAUUUCGCGACCUUUCUGAAUUUGUUUUCAGAUACUAUUUUAUGUAUAUUAAUAUUAUAAAUGCUACAAAAAAUCUUUUGUCAAGAUUUUCAACACAAAAUAUAGGACUAGAAUUAAAGAAACAGGAUGAAACAUAUUCUGAAUUGGGUGUAAACCUUUUGAUGAAGAUGAACAAAUUAAUUCAGAAAGACAGAAGGCUAUUUAAGAGCAAAAUAUGCUCAAAGACUUACCUAAUCUCAUAUUUAGUUCUUAUCUCCAAUAAGGUCUUCAGUUUCAUAACAAUGGAUACUAUACUUGAUAUGCUAGAAUUAAUUUCUAGGUCAUUCGUUGCUAUAUUAUUUAGGAAGGUUCUGAAAGUUAAAUCUGUGAAUAAUACAAAACCUGUUAAGGAUUUUAAUAGAAUUACAGGUUUCCUUGCUGUUCUUACCAACAUUAUUAUAACAAUUUACAUUGACUUUAAUGAUUUAUCGGAAUCAGAAUUCAUAGAUGAAGUUGUGAAAGUUUCUAAGAAGGAAUUGCAUUUUUCGUUGCAUGCUGUCAUGGAUCCUAAUUCAUUGAUAUACGAAAACAUAAUGUCGUUCGGUAAAGAGUCAGGGUUCCAUUUAAGAGUAAAAGAUAUUUUAAGAGAUACAAAGAAUGCAAUAUUGAAUAAUAGUACUAACGACAAAAGAUAUGCCUCUAAAAGUACGAAUCCAAGGUCAGAUAAUUUAAAAACAGCACAUUGCACGGAAAAUGAAAGAAAGAAUGGAAACCCAGAAAGUAAACUAUCUAAAUCUACUGGUAAAUCUAGAAAGAUCAAAACAAAUGAACUAAGGAAACUGGACCUGCUUAUCAACGACAUAUUAAAUUCAAAACCAGAAGAUAGAUUUCCUACGUUUCCUGAUAACAACAGUGGGGAAUUGUUUUCAACUUUUAAUAAUAAUUCUAAAACAAUAUCAAAAUUCAGUUCUGAAGGGAAUUCAUCUUAUCAGUAUAAUGCAGGUUUUAUUGAAAAUAAUAAAAUUUCUGCAGGGGGAUUGCCACAGGCACAUGAACAGAAUAACUACUCUAUCGAAACGCUGAUUGAUAAUAAUAAUAAUAUCAAUAACAAUAAUAGCAAUAAUAGUAUCAACAAUAAUAAUAAUAAUCCUAAAAUUGAUCCAGGCAGUAGUCAUACAUCCUUAUCUUCUUUUGCACAAGCAAAUUUACUUAACGAACUAACGCCAACAAAAGAAAAUAACAUGAUAGACGGUUAUAAUUUAGGUACGUUGGAUGAGUUUAUAAAUGAUGGUGAUCUGAAUGACUUAUACAAUACAUUUUGGAAAGAUUUGUAUCCAAUCCAAUAA